This is a messenger RNA of Trichechus manatus latirostris (Florida manatee), 3383 nucleotides long. Its product is annotated as zinc finger protein 75D-like. Gene Ontology annotation, biological process: regulation of transcription by RNA polymerase II. The record is from RefSeq and is a predicted model, not a curated record. Gene Ontology annotation, molecular function: DNA-binding transcription factor activity, RNA polymerase II-specific; RNA polymerase II cis-regulatory region sequence-specific DNA binding. Bases 456 to 1703 code for a protein of 415 amino acids. The transcript has 4 exons. Lineage: Eukaryota; Metazoa; Chordata; Mammalia; Sirenia; Trichechidae.
CAAAGCGGAAACACAAGACCGUGGCACCCAGAGCAAGUAGGCUACCUCACUCCCACGUGACAAGGCAUUUCCGGGACUCCUCUAGGCUUCCGGCGGAGUGAGGACUAGGCGCUAUUAAGUCGUGUUCGCUUUCAGGGCUCAUCCGUUGCUAGAGACCGGGUCUUCCUGGCGGUACAGGACCGGCGGGACAGUUGCUGAGUGGCUGGGCUGAGACUGCACAAGGAAAGGAAGUGGGGAGUCAGCUGGAGGUGGUUGUCAAGACGCCACCAGCAACACAGCCUGCCUUUUCCGGUUGGGCGCCCAUCCACUCACCGGUAACGCCGGAGCUGCGCGUCUGGUAUCCUCAUGAAGAAGAUUUCCUCACUGAUUUUGUACCAAACCUGAAGGGGCCUCAGUUGUCAAAGGUGGCACCAGCGGAUUGUCACACACAGGAGUAAAAUUGUUCCUAGAGCAGUAUGAUGAUGGGAAUUCUCAAAGUGGCUGCAUGCUGGAACCCCCAGAUGAGGCCUGUGUUGGAGACUAAGGGAUGUGUGAAAGAGAGCUCCAGUCAGAAUAAGAAAUUCACCCCACAGACAAAUAGUCUUGAUCCUGAGAGCUCUCGCCGGUACUUCCGGAGCUUCUACUAUCCUGAAGCAGUUGGACCCCUCCAGACUAUCAGCCAACUUCAGGAAUUAUGCCAUCGGUGGCUGAGGCCAGAGCUCCACUCCAAAGAGCAGAUCUUGGAACUGCUGGUGCUAGAGCAGUUCCUGACCAUUCUGCCCAGGGAGCUCCAGACCCAGAUACAGAAGCAUCAUCCACAGAGCAUCAAGGCAGCUGUGGCCCUGGUUGAAGACUUUCAUAGAGAAUCUGGUCAAAGGAGGAAUGAGAGUUUGUUGACCUUUGAAGAUGUGGCCCUGAAUUUUUCCCAGGAAGAAUGGGAAUUAUUGGACCCCACUCAGAAGGACCUCUACAACGAUGUGAUGCGGGAAAUCUAUGAGACUGCCAUCUGUCUUGGGUUAAAACUCCAAAAUGACACUGGAAAUAAUUGGACUACAUCUCUUUAUGAGGUAGAAAUACAAGCGCCAGGAGGCAGAGUAUCAAAAAAGGCCAAAGUGAAAGCUCCACAGAAAACAACUGGUAAAGAAAAUCAUGGUGAUACAAGCACGGUGAGGAAACGGCAUCAGAAUUUUCCAGGGAAGAAAAGGAAGAAACAUUCGACGUGUAAACAAGAGGUGCCAAAAUGUACAGAUCUUCACAACAAAGGCCACUCAGGGGAGAAACCUUUUAAAUGCCAGCAUUGUGGGAAAAGCUUCAGAGUGAUGUCUGACCUUAUUAAUCACCAGAGAAUUCACACUGAAGAGAAACGCUAUAAAUGUCAACAGUGUGAUAGGAGGUUUAGAUGGAGUUCAGAUCUUAGUAAGCACUUAAUGACACACCAAGGAAUAAAGCCACAUAAAUGUUCAUGGUGUGGGAAAAGCUUCAGUCAUAACACAAAUCUCCACACACACCAAAGAAUCCACACAGGAGAGAAACCCUUUAAAUGUCAUGAAUGUGGAAAAAGAUUCAUUCAGAACUCCCAUCUCAUUAAACACCAGAGGACCCACACAGGUGAGCAGCCCUAUUCUUGUAUCAUAUGCAAGAGAAACUUUAGCAGGCGUUCAAGCCUUCUGAGACACCAGAAACUCCACAGUGCAAGGGAAGCUUGUCCCGUGUCCCCAGUGUGAAUAAAGUCACUAUAUGUAGCUUGACCCUAGAAAGGGUAAAGUAAUAUAAAAUCAUAAAUCAUCAAUGAUAGGACUCUCAUCACUGGGAAAUUUAGGAGGGCUAAUGCCAUGCUUCACUGAUAGGAACCCAAGUUGUGUGUCUCAUUCAGCAUUGUAUCAUCAGUGCCUAGAACAAGAAUGAUACAUAUUAAGGCCUUUAUAAAUAAAUGGAUGAAAGCAUAUCUGUCAGAUAUCUAUAUAUGUAUACCUUAUCUGUAUGUACAUAUAUCCACCCAUCCAUAUCUGAAUACUCAGAGGUUUCUCAUGCUCAGUGAUCUACAUUUUUAAGGUAUCAGGUCCUUGGUAAAUAUAUGAUAGCCAUCAAGACCUCAUCUUGUUCUCUGCCAGGAGAGAUGAAAGAGUAUUCAGGUCCCCUGAAGGGAGUUCAGAGGGAAUUACUAUGUUGGGGGCAGUUUCUAUGGCUAUCUUUCUAUCUACAUUAACAGUCAAGGCCAGUGUGUAGGGAAUUUUAGUCUGGAACAGGAAGAGAAUAUUCCCUUUUUGGUCCAGGAGAAGCACCUCCUCUCUAUUUGCCUCUCCCUCCAGCAUCUGUCCCCGUAAUAUCUGCUAUACAGGAAUUCCAAGCAGCAAAGGCCUGAAUGCUAAGGCAGAUCUAGAGACCUUGUAAGCACUUGAUGUAGCUCUUUCCACUGAUCCUCUCAACACUGAGAUAUAGAAAGAAAUGAUGAGAGAGGAAGUCUGAGCCCUCAUCCAGGUAUCCAUCUCUUUGUAGAAGGUGCAGAACAGUGGUAAAUGGCCUUUCUUUGACUUGCAUUAUAUGGACUGGAGGCUUUGAAAUUGGUACCACACUCCUCCAGGUCUGAAAGGGGGCCCAUUUUUAUGGCAGUUCAGCCAGUGUUCCGUAUACCUGACUGCUCUGUGGAAAGAUCUGAAGGUUCUUCAAAACUGUUUAUUGAGAAUGGCAAGGAUAGCUGUGUGGCACUGUAGCCUCAGUAGACAUCUGAUAGCAGGAGGAAACUUUCAGAAGUGUCAGAGCAAAUGAAAGCAUUUGGCCUAGAGUGAUAGCACAGUCAAAGCCAGGAUAGAGGGAAACUGUUUUAUGUUGUUGGUGGCUUUCUUCUCUUCCCCAUCCACUUCAGUGGCUAUCUCCUAUGAAAAAUCAAUGCGGUAUUAAGGAAAGAGCAGGGAAGUUGGAACACAUGGAUAUAUAUUUGCUCUGUGAGUUUUGCAUUUAUGGUCAAGAGUUUUAUUUAUUAUUUCAUAAAGUUUAACUUUUAUAAAAGUGACAUGUUUUAUAAUAAACAUAAAACUGUGUUAUCAAAUUGCUCAGUGAUGGCCCAUGUUUACUUUCUUGGAGUAAAUGUCUUCAUGUUUUUUUCUACCAUGAGACCUCUCUAAGACUAUUUUCAGGUCUAUAAAAUGGGGACAAUAUUUAACUACCUCUCGGGGCUGUCUCCCACAUUGACUGGCCACAGUAGGUGUUCCAUAAACAUUUGUAACAUUCUUUAUCUUUCAGGUAGUUAUUAAAAAGAAACCAUGUCUACUUGUCCAGCUUCCAAGCAGCCUUGAUAAAUGGAUUUUCCAUCAUUUCUGGCUGGUUUUUAUACCUGUUAAUGAUGGUCAGAAAUUUUUUUUUCCUCCUCCUUUGAUUAGAUGAAUAAGGUAGCCUUCUGGCAUUAC